UCUAAACACAUCGUCAAAAUUUGCUGCAAAUAUUUCCUCGUUCUCCGCGUUAAAUUUUUAGUAUUUUACAAUUACAAGAUUCUAUAAUUAACGUUUUAGUAUUUCUUACUGAUAAUAGAAUCGAGUUUUGCUAAAGCGCGCAUUCCCGUCGGUAUUUGACCCGCGCACUGAUCGCACACAGCUCUAAAAAUCUAAUUCCUGUUCGUGUCCCUGUUAAUGCGUUUUUCUCAUUCGAUGUGUAUUGCGUAAACAAUAACACAGGCGCGGUAAUUACAACGACACUGAUAAAUCAAACCUAGUAUGUUUGGAAAGUUAUUGCAGCACAGUUUUCGCAUUUUCAUUCUCUCGGCGAAAUCCCAGGCCCGUAGCAGUGCAAGAGUGCGUCGAUACGGAAAAAUGUCCAAGCCGACAAUCUAUCUCACACGGAAGCUAAAUUCGGCAGCAAUGAAGCGUUUGGAGGAACAAUGUGUUGUCGAAUUGUGGGAAGGGCCGGACCCAGUACCGCGCGAAACCCUCCUGAGCAAUAUUGCCAAUAAGAAGGGCCUUUGUUGCUUGCUUACCGAUAGAAUUGACCAGGAGGUGCUGGAUGCUGGAACAGACUUGAAGGUGAUUUCCACCAUGUCAGUGGGUUUCGACCACUUAGACCUCCCAGCCAUUCGAGCGAAAAAUAUUAGGAUAGGCUAUACACCGGGUGUCCUGAAAGAUGCCACCGCUGAGCUCACUAUGUGCUUGAUUCUGGCCACUGGACGCCGAUUGAUGGAAGCCAGCAAAGAGGCUGCAACCGGAGGAUGGUCUUCAUGGUCACCGUUCUGGAUGUGCGGUAUGGGUUUGCUUGGUAAGACCGUUGGAGUUGUAGGCGCGGGCGCAGUCGGCUCCGAGGUAAUGCGACGUGUUAAACCCUUUCGACCCAAGGAUUUAUUAUAUGUCAACCGAACUCCCAGACCUGAUCUUGAAGAGGAACUGGGCGCAAAACAGGUCGAAUUAGAUGAGUUGCUAGCGACGAGCGACUAUGUCGUCGCUUGCACGUCGUUGAACUCGGACACGCAGGAGAUGUUCAACGAGGAAGCCUUCAGUAAAAUGAAGAAGACUGCUAUAUUUGUGAAUAGUGCACGAGGCGGGGUUGUGGACCAGGACGCAUUGAUUAAAGCGCUAGAAAAUGAAACAAUUGGAGCAGCCGGAUUGGAUGUUACCACGCCGGAACCACUUCCGCUAAGCAGUCCACUUUUCAAGAUGAAAAACUGCGUUAUACUUCCGCACAUCGGUAGUGCGACGUAUACCACCCGCUAUGCAAUGGCGAUGCUCGCAGUAGAGAAUUUGAUCUGUGGCUUGAAAGGGGAGGAAAUGCCAGAGGAAUUAAAAGCUAAAUAAUAUUCUAUUAUGAUUUUUUAUCGGUUUGAUUUAACUCGAAGUAAAAUAAAUUGAAGUAAACAUAA
Molecule: messenger RNA, 1433 nt
Organism: Dalotia coriaria
Lineage: Eukaryota; Metazoa; Arthropoda; Insecta; Coleoptera; Staphylinidae
Product: glyoxylate reductase/hydroxypyruvate reductase-like
Exons: 2
Coding region: 301-1368 (355 amino acids)
Cellular component (GO): cytosol
Molecular function (GO): NAD binding; hydroxypyruvate reductase (NADH) activity; glyoxylate reductase (NADPH) activity
Source: RefSeq, a predicted model, not a curated record